AUGGAAAUGGAAAAGACGUCGAUCAACGAGCCCAUCGCCAUCGGGCUCAUGCUCUCUAUCAUCAUAUCGACGGCAAUAUUCAUAUCGACGAUGCUAUUCAUCUGCGACAAAAUGGAUCGCGGAACUGAUAUCAAAUAUGUCGAGGCCAACGAACGAAAACGUGUUAUUUCGCAAUUACUACGUCUUGGACCGCAUAGAUUGCGGGAUGUUUGUGAGGGCGAGGGAGUUAGUUACAUGAUGAGGGGUGAACGUGGAGAUCUUGCUGCUGUUGGUGCGGGAGAUUUUGGAGGAGAAGAAGUUAGAGUGUUCUCGGAACAGGUUACACAACAAGUGAGGAUGCAGUUGAGAGGGGAAUUGAGAUCGCAGUUGGAAGGGGAUGUGAGGGGAGAAGUUGAGAGGGAGUUGAGGGGGGAGAUUAGAGAGGAGAUGAGGAGGAGUGGGAGGGAGGGUGAGUUGGUGGCGGAUGUGAGGGGGGAGGUUAGGCGGGAGGUUCAGGAGAGGUUGAGGAGAGAGAUGGAGGGGGAUAUGAGACGGGAAGUUAGUAGGGAUUUGAAGGUGGAGAUCAGAGAGGAGAUGAAAAGAAGUGGGAGAGAGGUUGGAUUGGUUGUUGAAGCGAUGGCGGAUCUUAGGGAGGAGGUUAGAUUGGAGGUUCGGGGGAGAUUGAGGAGAGAGAUGGAGAGAGAUUUGAGACAAGAAGUGAGUAGGGAAUUAAAGGCAGAGAUUAGAGAAGAAAUGACGAGGAGUGGGAGGAAUGUUAGGUUGAUGGCCGAAGCGGUAGCGGAUAUUAGGGAAGAGGUUAGAUGGGAAGUUCAGGGAAGAUUGAGGAGGGAGAUGGAAAGAGAUGUGAGAAGAGUGAUUGAUGUGGAGAAAAAAGAAUUAGAGGCGAAGUUGAGGAGGGAGAUGGAGAUGGAGAAAAAAGAAUUAGAUGUGAAGUUGAGGAGGGAGAUGGAGAUGGAGAAAAAAGAAUUAGAGGUGAAGUUGAGGAGGGAGAUGGAGAUGGAGGCGAGAAGAGCUGAGGUCGAGAAGCAGGUCGAGGAAACAGUCCAAACACAGACCAAAGAAAAAGGCACGGUAGAGGGGUAUGGAAAAGGAGAUGGUAGCGAGGAACUUAUGAUCUCGACAACGACCACGCAGAAGGAAAACGGAGGCGUAGAAGGCAACGAGGAGGCUAUGUUUUCAAAAACGACCAGACAGAAUAUUCUUGCAAGAACGAAGACGAGAUAG
Molecule: messenger RNA, 1224 nt
Organism: Botrytis deweyae
Lineage: Eukaryota; Fungi; Ascomycota; Leotiomycetes; Helotiales; Sclerotiniaceae
Exons: 2
Coding region: 1-1224 (407 amino acids)
Source: RefSeq, a predicted model, not a curated record